Messenger RNA from Anopheles marshallii, 489 nucleotides. RefSeq lists its product as uncharacterized. Bases 1 to 489 code for a protein of 162 amino acids. The record is from RefSeq and is a predicted model, not a curated record. The transcript is spliced from 2 exons. Lineage: Eukaryota; Metazoa; Arthropoda; Insecta; Diptera; Culicidae.
AUGGUGUUUCGCUUCUUAGUAGCUCUUGUGCUCAUUGACGUGUCCUGGGGGCAGAAUGAAUAUCCCAGCUAUCCGGACGAGACGUCCGCCAACACCCCGGCCGCCUAUCCCAAUCCCGACUACGGUGCGAACCCACAGCCCAACCCGGCACCGCAGUAUCCAGACUACAGCCAGGUAGAAACGGUGGCAACUACUACUGCGGCUGCUACCACAACGCAACCACCGAGAACGAGGCGCACGAGAAGACCACAGGUGUUCCCACCCACACCGACCCAGUCAUCGCAAACGAGACGGAUAGUGCGUUGGUUGGUGCUGGACGAUCAAGGAUAUCCAAUUCGUACCGCCGUCCGGCGCCGUUUUCGAACAGGAACACUAAGCAACUGGGUACCGCCGUACUAUCGCAGCCUGCUUUCUGGACCACGCUCGACCAGAUCGAACGCGGCCCGGGGACAAUCGCAACGAGUCGCGUACACCUGGUUUUACGCCUGA